AUGCGUCUCGAGAAGUGCUGGUUCUGUAGUUCAACCAUCUAUCCUGGUCACGGCAUUUGUUUCGUACGGAAUGAUUCUAAAAUGUUCCGCUUUUGUCGCUCCAAGUGCCACAAGAACUUCAAAAUGAAAAGAAAUCCACGUAAAGUUAAGUGGACAAAAGCAUAUCGCGCAAUUCAUGGUAAAGAUCUAAGUGGAGAUAACGUGUUCAACUUUGAGCGACGACGUAAUCGUCCAGUGAGAUACAGUAGAGAAUUGACUCAUAAAACCAUGGCAGCUCUCAAAACUGUUGAGGGAAUCCGUAGCAAGCGCGAGAAAAGACACUACGAUGGGCGCAUGAAAGGGCUCACAGAUGAAAGAAGACGAAAUGAUAGGAAAGAGUUACAAAAACAGGUUCACUUAGUGAAAGCGCCUAUUCUGGAUGCCGGUACAGCGUCACCUAGCGAUCGAAAAGAGAAAACACGGAUACAGGUGUCGUCAAACCACGUGAAGCACGGCCAAACUUCCGGGGAAACUUCGUACGAUUAG
Messenger RNA from Ostreococcus lucimarinus CCE9901, 525 nucleotides. It is a transcript of the gene Rlp24, whose product is annotated as ribosome biogenesis protein RLP24, probable. Bases 1 to 525 code for a protein of 174 amino acids. The record is from RefSeq and is a predicted model, not a curated record. Lineage: Eukaryota; Viridiplantae; Chlorophyta; Mamiellophyceae; Mamiellales; Bathycoccaceae. The transcript has a single exon. Gene Ontology annotation, cellular component: nucleolus. Gene Ontology annotation, biological process: ribosomal large subunit biogenesis.